AUGGUCAACCUCGUUAGGCUAUCUAAAUUAAUCAAUCGUCCUUUAUUACAGGCUACUAUUCUGUUUGUAAUAAUCCUCUUCCUCUUCUGGGCGCUACCGCGCCCGUCAUAUACGGGAGAGAGCGCAAGUGCGUCCGGGGCGGCCCGCGGCGAUCUAGACGCGGUGAAAAAUGAGACUCUUGGGUUUGAGAGGGUCUUCUUCAUCAACCUACCGAACAGACCGGACAAGCGCGAUUAUGUAACACUGGCUUCCUCUAUCGUACAGUUUCAUCCGGAGCCCAUAGACGGGGUGUUUGUGGAGGAUAUUGACAAAAAGGCAUAUCCUUCAAAUUGGGACCCUGGCUAUCUACCAGGUGAGUUGGGGGGCUGGCGGGCACAUAUGAAUGUCAUGCAAAGAAUAGUGCAGGACCGGAUCUCGACCGCAUUUAUCCUUGAAGACGACGCGGACUGGGAUGUCAACUUGAAGAAACAACUUCAAAGAUUUGCAUCCGCUUCGCAGUUGGUGCAAGGUGAUACCAAACCCUCACAUUCACCCUAUGGUGAUUCCUGGGACCUGCUCUGGAUAGGGCACUGUGGGAUAAAAUUCAGGGCUGGUCCAAUCCACGUGACAACUGAUGAUAUCACGGUCGUUCCUAUCCCAGAGCUACCCCCGUACUGGCGCGACCCUCCCGUGGGAGCUGGCAAUAGCACCCGCUUUGUGGCACAAGCAGAGGAGGGAGUAUGUUCUCUUGGAUACGCAGUUACCUAUUUUGGAGCCCAAAAGAUUCUUUCGGCUCUUUCAUUGACACCGGCGGGUGGCGGUGCUCAGCUCGACGUGGCACUUAGUCGGUACUGCCAAAAAGGCUGGCUGAGAUGUAUUGCUCCCUUUCCAUCAUUAAUUGGACUCUGGAAGGCGGCUGGGCCAAAGGCGAGGGGAUCGGAUAUUCACAAUGACGAUGGUUGGGUUGAAAAGGAGACCUCAGUGGGAUCUAUAUACAGUACUAUGUACAACGCUGGCCGCUUGUUGGCUGGUGAACGUACAGUACAUGCAGUAUCAGACGACGCUCUACCUCAUGAAAUAGACCCUACACAGUUGGAGCUACCGGAAGGGGCGUUGAAGACGCUUGACAAUACCGGAAUACAUGAGCUUAUGGUAGGGGGUGUAUGA
Messenger RNA from Aspergillus nomiae NRRL 13137, 1146 nucleotides. RefSeq lists its product as uncharacterized. The transcript has 4 exons. The coding region runs from base 1 to 1146 and encodes 381 amino acids. The record is from RefSeq and is a predicted model, not a curated record. Lineage: Eukaryota; Fungi; Ascomycota; Eurotiomycetes; Eurotiales; Aspergillaceae.